AUGGCGCAAACCGAAGGUGUUACCAACUCAGACUCCCCGAGAUCCGCCGAGGCCUCGGAGAGGCCAGCAAGCAAGUUGCCGCCUCAUGGGCUUUCAGAGCGGGCUCUACCUUGGGUGGAGAAGUACCGUCCUGAGCGUCUCGACGACGUCUUGGCACAUGAUGACAUCAUCCGAACAAUUCGCCAUUAUGUGGAGAAAGGCCAGCUGCCGCAUCUUCUCUUUCAUGGACCUCCUGGAACAGGGAAAACGUCGACUAUCUUGGCGGUGGCGAAAGAAUUCUACGGCAGCGCUGUUCGAACGCACGUGCUCGAGCUCAAUGCUUCGGACGAUCGUGGCAUCAACACCGUGCGCGAGCAAAUCAAAACUUUUGCGGAGACGUCCUCCACGUCCUUCCACGGCCAGGGCCGGCUUAUGUUCGGCAAACCCGCGGCGCCGACGGCGUCCGCCGAAAAGGAGGAAGCGAGUUCGCUUGCGCAGAGCCAAGAGAAGAGAGGCGGCGCUGGGCCUUCCUUGAAAUUAAUUAUUCUCGACGAGGCCGAUCAGAUGACGAAUGCGGCGCAGAACGCUCUACGAAGAAUUAUGGAGGCGUAUGCGCGCAACGUCCGCUUUUGUUUGAUCUGCAAUUUCAUCAACAAAAUCACUCCGGCGAUUCAGUCGCGAUGCACAGGAUUCCGCUUCACACCUGUCUCCUCGCUCUCGCUGAAGCAAAAAGCGGCGCAAAUUGCCGAGGAGGAAACCAUGAAGCUCAGCGACGACGGUCUCGACGCACUGGUCAAGAUCGCUCGUGGAGACAUGCGUCGGCUCCUCAACUGCAUGCAGGCUUCGCACCUUGCACACCCCGGAGAGGUUGUCAAUGCGGAUAUCGUGCACCGAACUCUGGGCCUUCCCCCGCCCUCGGAAGUUACAGCCAUGUUCGAGCGACUCCUCGUCGCGGAUUUUUUCGCAUGCUGCAAAGAGUUGGACGAACUUGUCAACACUAAGGGAUACGCCAUGCGCGACUGGGUGAUUGCAUUUCACGAGAGAAUUCUGCGCGUCGAUUGGCCUGUAAACGUUUUGAUCACCUUCGUCAGUCGGCUGGCAGAUCUCGAGGAACGUCUCGCCACUGGAGCUUCGGAGGCUGUUCAGAUGCAUGCAGUUGUCGCCGCCUUCUUCGAAGCACGCGCCGGCAUCCAGGCUGCAGCGGCUGCAACGCCUCCAAUUCCUUCGCAGUGA
Neospora caninum is the source of this 1212-nucleotide messenger RNA. RefSeq names its product putative activator 1 36 kDa. Gene Ontology annotation, molecular function: ATP binding; DNA binding; DNA clamp loader activity. The record is from RefSeq and is a predicted model, not a curated record. Gene Ontology annotation, biological process: DNA-templated DNA replication; DNA repair. NCBI's taxonomy places the organism in Eukaryota, Apicomplexa, Conoidasida, Eucoccidiorida, Sarcocystidae. The coding region runs from base 1 to 1212 and encodes 403 amino acids. The transcript is spliced from 16 exons. Gene Ontology annotation, cellular component: DNA replication factor C complex; nucleus.